AUGGAGAACCUAAGAAUACUUGUGCUAGGGGAUGUGGGCGUGGGGAAGAGCUCCUUCCUGAAGCUUAUAACGGAGAAGUUUUCCGAAAUAUACCCUAUCAACUUCUUCGAUUACUACAUGCAUCUAGACGAGGAAGAGGCAAGGAACAAAUUUGUAAGUGCCAAAGACUUAGCAGAAAAUAAUUGCAAAUCAAAGAGGGUCCAGGCCUUAGUAGAGUCUAUGUUCUUUCAAGCGAAAAAAAAUUUCCUCCAAUUCAUUGAAAGUAAAAUGAAAGGUUAUAAUUUUUUUGGCGAGCAAAGACAUAAGUACACCUACGGCUUUGAAAUUUUUACUUUUCUGUGGUAUAUGGAUAAGGCAUAUAAGAAGAACAAGUAUGAGAAAAAUAUUCCCCUGAAUAUAAAACAAAGUGAAGGACUUUUGACUGAUAUAUUGUCGAAUGAUUGCAAAGAUGAGAAGGUACUUCUCGUGGAGUUCCUAGAAAUAGGAGGUAUCCAAACUUACUCGUGCAUAAGGAACAUUUUUUACACAAAACAUGAUGGAAUAUUACUUGUUUACGACUCCUCAAAUAAUAAGUCUUACCACAAUUUGGCAAAAUGGGUAUACGAAGUGUAUGAACACAGGAAGCUCCCAUCGGAUAUGUUUUGCUCAGCUAAAAGAGGUCGAAAUAAAUUUUGGAACCUAUUCAAGGGUGUCAAGACGGAGGACAAAGGCGGGGCAGAGGACCAUUCAGGGAGAGACACAUCGAAGGGUUGCACUGACCAUGGGGGGUAUUUAGACUCUCGGAAGCAGAGAAAAAACGGCACUUAUAUAAAACACAACGUGAAACACCACGCGGAAUACAACGCCGAUAGUUAUGCCAAUCGAUAUGCUAGUGGCUACUCCGAUGGAAAUGCUUCUCACCGCGAGAGACACCUUGAUGAAGACCCUUUUGCCUCCGGUGAUGACUCAGACAUCGAAAAAGGACACGCCAAAAAGGGGGACCAAUUCCUGAAGGGAGAAAUACCUAUAGCUUGCGUAGCCACCAAGAUCGACAAAAAGAACGCCAAAGAAAAACCAGCCUCUGUGAAGACGCCUGAAACAUCCAUUUUUUACAGAUUUUUUUUCCCAGAAUUUUCUGUCAACGCGACGAAUGAAGCUGUUAUCGCGAACAAGGAUAAUGUAAAACGGAAGAAAGAAAUUUUGAAAAAGCUGGAAAAUCAUAUAACCCAGGCAACAGAAAUCAAGGCAAGUUCCAUCGAUUGUGUCGUUGACCUCGAGAAAUUUGUGCACUUCCUCAGGAGCGUUUACGAGAAAAAGUACAACUCGGCUAAGCUGAAUGGGUAG
Messenger RNA from Plasmodium knowlesi strain H, 1323 nucleotides. Its product is annotated as ras GTPAse, putative. The transcript has a single exon. The coding region runs from base 1 to 1323 and encodes 440 amino acids. Gene Ontology annotation, molecular function: GTPase activity; GTP binding. Gene Ontology annotation, cellular component: endomembrane system. The record is from RefSeq and is a predicted model, not a curated record. Lineage: Eukaryota; Apicomplexa; Aconoidasida; Haemosporida; Plasmodiidae. Gene Ontology annotation, biological process: intracellular protein transport.